This is a messenger RNA of Sardina pilchardus (European sardine), 4249 nucleotides long. RefSeq names its product oxysterol binding protein-like 3b (gene osbpl3b). The record is from RefSeq and is a predicted model, not a curated record. Lineage: Eukaryota; Metazoa; Chordata; Actinopteri; Clupeiformes; Clupeidae. Gene Ontology annotation, molecular function: cholesterol binding. The transcript is spliced from 24 exons. The coding region runs from base 517 to 3210 and encodes 897 amino acids. Gene Ontology annotation, cellular component: membrane; intracellular membrane-bounded organelle; cytosol.
CCUUCGCGCGCUACUACCGGGGACCCGUGCCCCACUUUCCCCCACCGUGAGCGCACCGUUAACCGUUUCAGUGUGAUGCGUAAUUUACCGAUCUAUAUUAUCACAGGACGAUCUCUUCCGCAAGCUAGUGUGAUUUAACGGUUUUAUCGCUGUUUUUACAUUUGCUCAGCGGGCGUGAGGAGGAUGACAUGUGUAGUGUGUAUGUGUGUGUGUGGGGAUGAUCUUCAUGUGGCGGUCGGGUAGUUGGAGAGUCCCGUUGUGUGUGUGAAGUAGCCUGCGCCAACAGCUGCGUUCAACCGUGUGUUCGGUUCUCUCGUGAAGGACAGACGCAGGUCACUGCCGUUCUAAUCGCCAGCAGCGGGUUCGGUGUUCCUGGACCAGACACACACUCUUUUUUGUUGUUGUCCUGCGAUGAGAUGUUGACCCCAUGACCCCACGGUCUCCAUAGUUACGUCUCUGCUCUGAUCUCCCAUGAUGCUCCAGUGUGCGUGGUGAGGGUGCAGUGCAUUGUGGGAGAUGAGUUCCGAGGAGAAGAGCGGCAGCAUGUCCCAGAAGAUCUCAUCACCAUCGCUUAGCAACAGUAGCUCCUCCUCCAAACAUGACAGCCGGCAGGACAGCUGGGAGAUUGUGGACGGUGUGCGGGGGGUGGAGAGUGCAGGCUCUGUGCAGGAGCCCCCCAGACAGGAGGGGUACAUGCUGAAGAAGAGGAAAUGGCCCAUGAAGGGGUGGCACAAGAGGUACUUCCUCCUGGAUAAGGGAAUUCUGAAAUACAGCAAAUGUGCUGCAGAUAUGGAGAAGGGGAAGUUGCACGGCUGCAUUGAUGUGGGCUUGUCAGUGAUGGCCAUUAAGAAGAAAGCCAAGUGCAUUGAUCUGGACGCAGAAGAAAAUAUUUACCACUUAAAGGUGAAGUCCCAGGAGCAGUUUGAGGAGUGGGUGUCACAGCUGAGGCAGCAUCGUCUGUUCCGGCAGAAUGAGAUCGUGUUGUCACCGCUGCAGAAAGCACACUCACACUACCCCCCCACACCCACACACAAGCGCACACACACACACACACACACACCCUCACACACACCCUCGUCCCCCACCUCAAACACACACACCACCAGCACUAAGCGGGCUAGUCUUCCUCGCCAGUCCUCCCUCUCUGCAGGCUGCAGCAGUCAGGCCAAAGUAGCAGCCUGGCUACAGACCUCUGAGGACAUGGACCGCUGCUCCAACGAGUUGUGUGUGUGUGAGACCCAGCUGGCUGAUCUGAGUAAUCUGCUCCAGAGUAUGGAAGUGCUACACAGGACCUACUCAGCCCCCGCCAUCAACGCCCUGCAGGCCUCCACGUACGACAGCCCAAAGAAGGAGAAGAGAUCAGCCAGGAAGUGGAGAACCAAGAACUACAAAGAGUCAAAAAGCACCCUACAGGUGCCCAGCUGUAUCUCGUCGGUGCGUCUGCACUCGUCCAAUCCCAACCUGUCGUCGGUGGAUCUGACCAAUGAGAAGGCGUACGCAUACGCUGAGCCACUGGACACACACCAUGAUGUGGCCCGACUGCAGGAGGAGUUCUGCCGUAUCGCCAGCAGCUUGCACAGCAGCAUGUCUCUGGCUGUAGGGCUGCUGAAGAGUGAGAAGGAGCGACUGCAGCAGAUUGUGGAACAGGAGCCGCCAAGCCACGCCCCCAACGCCCAGCUGCUGGGACUCAAGAGCGCACUCACAGCGGCGUUGGUUCAGAACUCUGAGCUGCGUGAGCGUCUAAGUCGGAUUCAUGCUGAAUCGCGUCUAUCUGAGUCCUCCGUGGUCACACACACGGCCGGCACACAGCAGGAGCAGGGCUGUGCGGAACUCUCCAGGCCGCUGGUGCAGCAGCUCUCCAGCGACAGCCGCGCAGACUCACUCACCGAGUUCUACGACGCGCACGAGGUUCUGCUCUCAGCUAGCUCCUCAGAGAACGAGGGUUCGGAAGAUGACUCGUACAUCAGUGACAUCAGUGAUAACAUGUCUCUGGACUUUAGCACCGUAGCAGAAGGGGAACCACACAGAACCGGCGGUGGUGGUGAGAGUGGCGCCCCCCUGUGGCCGGUGAGGAGAGUGCAGCUGCCAGCCUCCAGCCCCAGCACCAGCAGCGUCAGCCUCUGGAACAUCCUCAAGAACAACAUCGGGAAGGACCUGUCCAAGGUGGCCAUGCCGGUCCAACUGAACGAGCCGCUCAACACGCUGCAGCAUCUGUGUGAAGAACUGGAGUACAGCGAGAUGCUGGACCGCGCCGCACACACACACGACCCCUACCUACGCAUGGUGUACGUGGCGGCGUUUGCGGUGUCAGGCUACGCGUCGAGCUACUUCCGUGCGGGGGGGAAGCCCUUUAACCCUGUGCUGGGGGAGAGCUACGAGUGUCAACGCCCAGACAAGGGCUUCAACUUCGUGGCUGAGCAGGUUAGUCAUCACCCCCCUGUCUCAGCAUGCCAUGCCGAGUCCAAAAACUUCACCUUCUGGCAAGACAUGCGUUGGAGGAACAAGUUCUGGGGGAAGUCCAUGGAGAUAGUUCCUGUAGGAACCACCCACGUAGUACUACCAGGGUUUGGGGAUCACUAUGAGUGGACGAAGGUGACGUCGUGCAUCCACAACAUCCUGAGUGGGCAGCGCUGGAUAGAACACUACGGGGAGAUCACCAUCAGGAACACCAGCAGCGACCUCUGCACCUGCAAAAUCACCUUCCUCAAGGCUAAGUACUGGAACUCGAGUGUGAACGAGGUGCAGGGGGCGGUGCUGGACCAGAGGGGGAAGGCGCUGCACUCUCUGUUUGGGAAAUGGCACGAAGCACUCUACUGCGGAGACCCUCCACCCGCCACCUCCGCCACAUGCAUCUGGAGAGCCAACCCCAUGCCUGCGGAGCAUGAGCUGUACUACGGCUUCACUAAGUUUGCCAUCGAGCUGAAUGAGCUGACCCCCAACAUGAAGCCUCUACUGCCCCCUACUGACACACGGCUGCGCCUGGACCAGAGGCUGCUGGAGGAAGGUGAAGUUGAGGCAGCAGAGGAGCAGAAGCAGCGGAUUGAACAGCUACAGAGAGAACGCCGUCACGUCCUGGAGGAGAACCACCUCACACACACACCCCGCUUCUUCCAGAAGUCUAAGGACGACACCUGGGUCAGUAACGGCACAUACUGGGAGCUGCGCAGAGAUCCCGGCUUCAGUGGCCUGGACUGCCCCGUGCUCUGGUGACCUUUGACCUCUGGACUGCCCCGUGCUCUGGUGACCUUUGACCUCUGGACUGCCCCGUGCUCUGGUGAACUUUGACCUCUGGACUGCCCCCGGCUACAGCCAUCUGCCUGGAGACCCCUAGCCUAUGACUCCAGUGACAUCACAAGCCUGCUGUGCUCUCCAUACACACACACACACACACACACACACACACACACGGCAGGACUGUAUGGACCUCUGGACUGAAACAGCCCAAAUAGGACCAGUCUGUGUGCUGUCCAACCAGUGAUCUGUUCAACACACACACACACACACACACACACACACUCACUUCAUACUGUAAACAUGCACACAUACACACACACACACACACACACCUUCUCUGAGUGAGUGUUAGUAAAUAUCAUCAUCAUCUAAAGACUGAGUGAAACACAGUCAGCUUCAUCACCAUCAUCGUCAUCCUCACCAGCCUCAUGUGUUCCCUCUAGGAGACCCCUAGCCUAUAGGGAAGCUACAAGGGCCUCAUAACUCUGCUGCAACUACUGUAGCUCACACACACACACACACACACACUCCUGGUCUCCAUCACUGAUGGACCAGCUCACACACACACACACUCCUGGUCACCACCAGCUCACACACACACACACACACACUCUUUGCCUUGAUCACUACAAACAUACCCCCGAUCUCCAUCACUGUUAGUUCACUCACUCACUCACUCACUCACUCACUCACUCUGAUCCAUUCACACACACAUUCACACACACACACACAGUUAGAUCCACUUACACUAUACACAAACACACACACACAUUCUGUUUGACCGGCUCAGACACACACACACACACACACACACAUUCUGUUUGACCGGCUCAGACACACACACACACACACACACACACACACACACACACACACACACACACACACACACACACACACACACACACACACACACACACACACAUUCUGUUUGACCGGCUCAGACACACACACACACACACACAUUCUGUUUGACCGGCUCAGACACACACACACACACACACACAUUCUGUUU